AUAUAUAUCAACGGGCAGUUAAAGUAGGAUGACGAUUUCUGUCUGUUAAAACAACACAGACCCCAGUUUCAAAAUAGUCAAUAGUUCAAAAGACUCGUUAAGGGCGGAAUUUGCAGACUGAUGAUGAUACAGUGCUCUUCCCAAAUAAACUGAAUUUAUAGGCUAAAAGUUUCAGUAUUGGGAUUGGUAAUACCAGCCCCGUGUAUAGUUGGCAUUGGCUCACCUAAAUGUGCAGACAAAUUGCACAGACGCGUUUCCUGGACCCAUCUUCUGCGCUCAGUUUGGGCCGCUCGUGAAGGUCACGUGGUGUAAUUAACCCAAGCCUGAGCGCCAGAACAAACUAGAGAACUGGCUUUACAGAGUUAUCUGUGUAACAGCGCUGUUUACAACAGUUUUAACUCAUACUACCGAGUAAAUGUCAAGGAACGGGUUAAUAUCGAGUUUGCGGAGGCUAAUAAACGACGAGGAGCCGCUCGAAACGAGGUCUCCGAGUCCUUUUGAGCAGCUACGUCCACGGAUGAAUGACAUCAUAGGAGAUGGAGGAAUCCUGAAGGAGGUGGUCCAGCCAGGAGAGGGCCCGCCUGUCCCCGAAAACGCUUCAGUACUGAUCCAUUACUCAGGAUUCCUGGAAUAUUCUGAUCAGCCUUUUGAAACCACCACUCACCUCAAAUACCCUCGGAUGAUGAAGUUGGGGAGAGAUGUGACACUGGCCGGGCUGGAGCUGGGUCUGUUGACCAUGAAGAAAGGAGAGUUCUCUCGGUUCCUCCUCCAGCCUCAGUAUGCUUACGGGGAAAUGGGAUGCCCUCCAUUUAUCCCCGCAGCAGCUGUGGUUCUGUAUGAGGUUCAGAUCCUCGACUACCUUGACUCAGGACAAGUGGAUGACUUUAUUGCAAUGAGUCUGGUAGGGAGGCUGCAGGAGCAGCAGAACACCGUUCCUAUGUCCGCACUUCUUGAAGUUGUCAACACACUGCGGAGCUUUGGCAACCGUUUCUUCAACCAGAACCGAUAUUACAAUGCCAAAGAUCGCUAUAAACAGGCUAUGACGCUGCUGGGAAACAGGGAAACACAGAGUGAUUUAGAGAAGGAGAGGAUCAAGACGGCUCUGCUUCCUCUCUACCUGAAUAUUUCUCUCGCUGAGCUCCGCCUGGAAAGACCGCACAAAGCCCUGAAAUAUGGGAACAAAGCCUUGGAGAUAGACUCUGCCAACACAAAGGCUCUCUUCCGCUGCGGACAGGCUUACCUGGAGCUGCAUGAGUAUGCGAGUGCUCAGUGUUGCCUCACAUCUGCUCAAGCACAGAAGCCCUUUGACAGUGACAUCAACAACCUUCUGAGGAAAGUGACCAUGUGCUAUAAAGACAGCCUGGACAAAGAGAAAGACUUGUACUCAAAGAUGUUUAGAGAGCUGAAGGGCUCAGUGAAAAUGUGAGGACCAGCAGCAGGAGGAGGAGGUGAGAAAUCCUGUUCAUUCAUUCUGACUGGUUUUCAUAUAUUUUAAUCUCAUCUCCAUGGGAGGGUUAACAUUUUAAAAUGACUUCUGUGUGAUGUGCCAGUAACUGUCCUUUUCCCUUAAACCUGCUACACCCGUCGUCACAAAUAAAUUAUAAUAAAUACACUCUGUAUAAUAACUUUUAAUGAAGCCAUGAAAAAUAUUAGACUGUGUUUCAAAGUAAAAUCUUGUUGGUUAGUUUCCUUCUACUGAUCUGGAUCUCAUCAUUUAACCAAACAUUAACUGUAUGAUCUGAUACAAACUACAGCUCUCAUGAGUCUUUGCCAUUUGCACAG
Molecule: messenger RNA, 1782 nt
Organism: Haplochromis burtoni (Burton's mouthbrooder)
Lineage: Eukaryota; Metazoa; Chordata; Actinopteri; Cichliformes; Cichlidae
Gene: fkbp6
Product: FKBP prolyl isomerase 6
Exons: 8
Coding region: 416-1426 (336 amino acids)
Molecular function (GO): peptidyl-prolyl cis-trans isomerase activity; protein binding
Source: RefSeq, a predicted model, not a curated record